GAGUUCCGGUACAGAGACAUUCUCACACCCGCGCUGUCGCUCAGGUCGCCCGCUGUGAGACUGUCCCGGCUGAGCUCUGGGCAUGACCCCGCGCGGCUCCACGCAGAGGCUCGUUUAGGAUCUGAGGGAGUCUGGAGUCUGAGGAUGAUGCGUUUCCUGCUGCUGUUCAGUCGUCAGGGGAAGCUCCGGCUGCAGAAAUGGUUCACGGCUUUCAGCGAUCGUGACAAGAAGAAGAUCAUAAGAGACGUCACGCAAAUGGUGCUGGCGCGACCGCCGAAGUCCUGCAACUUCCUGCAGUGGAGGGAUCUGAAGAUCGUCUACAGGAGGUAUGCGAGUCUGUAUUUCUGUUGUGGUUUGGAGCAAGGGGACAAUGAGCUGCUCACACUGGAGCUUCUGCACAGAUACGUCGAGCUGCUGGAUCAGUACUUUGGCAAUGUAUGUGAAUUAGACAUUAUUUUUAACUUUGAGAAGGCAUACUUUAUCCUGGAUGAGUUUAUUAUUGGUGGAGAGGUGCAGGAGACAUCCAAAACGAUGGAGGAGUAUUUAAACAAACCCACAUACUGA
This is a messenger RNA of Sinocyclocheilus anshuiensis, 564 nucleotides long. RefSeq names its product adaptor related protein complex 1 subunit sigma 3a (gene ap1s3a). Bases 145 to 564 code for a protein of 139 amino acids. Gene Ontology annotation, cellular component: membrane coat; AP-1 adaptor complex. The transcript is spliced from 6 exons. Lineage: Eukaryota; Metazoa; Chordata; Actinopteri; Cypriniformes; Cyprinidae. Gene Ontology annotation, molecular function: clathrin-cargo adaptor activity. The record is from RefSeq and is a predicted model, not a curated record. Gene Ontology annotation, biological process: intracellular protein transport; vesicle-mediated transport.